AUGUUGCCAGCUUUGAGGAAAUCCGCCGGAUUGUCGCUUCGUGGCGCCGUGCCUCGACUCUCCCGGUCCUUGACCACUAACAGAACGAUAACAGAUCACACGACCGGAAGAAUCAUCACGUUGACCGAUCCUGAGCGCCCUGAAAUCGCAGACUACCCUAAUCCAAAACCUGAAUUUGCUCAGUUUAAAGACCCAUAUGCCAAAUACGAUGACCAGCAGAACAGGAGAAACCUCAAUGAUCCCGUAAACAUCGACGAUGACUUGUACGAUAUGUGGUCUCCCGAUGUUUUCAAUCACACCAGUGACUCCACCGCAUUGAAACACAAUGCCAUUUUUUUUUCACUUGUAUUCGGAUUCGGCGCCGCCAUAUGGUACUUUGAGUUGAACCCGGCCAAGCCCGCCAUGCCCCGCUCAUACCCUUAUGGUGGAUUGGCGAAAACAUUGGGUGCUGGCAGCGAGGAUGAUGAGGGCUUCUACAGAGUGAAACCAGACACCAGUGCCGAACAAGAGUUGGGAUUUUUGCAAGCGGAUAACACCAUUGCUGAGCAAAAGGAUGCAUACAUCAAGGAAAACUCCGACUUUAUCUCAGCAUAG
Molecule: messenger RNA, 594 nt
Organism: Meyerozyma guilliermondii ATCC 6260
Lineage: Eukaryota; Fungi; Ascomycota; Pichiomycetes; Serinales; Debaryomycetaceae
Exons: 1
Coding region: 1-594 (197 amino acids)
Cellular component (GO): mitochondrion
Source: RefSeq, a predicted model, not a curated record